Molecule: messenger RNA, 3498 nt
Organism: Cimex lectularius (bed bug)
Lineage: Eukaryota; Metazoa; Arthropoda; Insecta; Hemiptera; Cimicidae
Product: endothelin-converting enzyme 1-like
Exons: 16
Coding region: 326-2638 (770 amino acids)
Biological process (GO): protein processing
Cellular component (GO): plasma membrane
Molecular function (GO): metalloendopeptidase activity
Source: RefSeq, a predicted model, not a curated record
UCGUCAACUCCAGACUUCAUUCCAGUGUCCGACUUAACCGACGACGCGUCUUCACGAAAGACGAGCAGUUUCCGAAUUACCACACGAUACAUUUGUACAUCGUUCUCAUUUGACACGUUGGAUCAUCCGUAGUAGCGCGAUGUACGCGAGUUGAAAGGUCGUCUUUCGAUACGAACGCGGUACGCGUCCUCCAUGGUGUUUUAGGACUAGCAGGCCGUCUUAUAACGGUGGUGUCCACCUCAGGUAAAACUUGUUAUGACUUAAUACCCCGAGGCGUCCCGGGUGGAUGGAAGGAUUCUAUUGACGUUAUUCCCUCCUAGAAGCGAUGACUGAUAAAAACAACUUAAACCACAUAGACGAGGCCGGUGAAGACGUACCGUGCAUACCGGAUGAGAAACGGUCGAUAGUCUCCGCAAGCAAAAACGAAGAGAACAACGGCACAGAUGCGGACAAGAAGAACAACGACAAAGCGAACAGUUUCUCGGAUAAAAAAAUUAGAAGUGUCAAAUUUACGCCCCCGCCGGCGUCCAAGUUCGAGAAAUGGUGUUCGGAGAAAACGGGUCUCUCCAGGCUAGGACUCCUCGUCUUCGCCAUCCUCGUCUUUACACUUUUCGUUUUGUUCCUCGCUGUCCUUAUAAUGUCGUGGAUGUGGCCGAAGAUACCGCACUCGAAGAUGUUCCCCGUUUGCAGGAUGCCUCAUUGCCUCCUCGCUUCAUCAGAGAUUAUUUCUAAAAUGAAUGACUCCAUAAAUCCUUGUGAAGAUAUGAGGGACUACGCAUGUGGCCACUGGCUAAGUACACAUACGGUACCUCGGGAUGAAAGUGUUUGGAAUGUUAAGCAACUGAUGAAGCACAAACACAAGGAAUCACUGAGGAAUCUCAUCAACACGAUGCCUUUCCCCAGAGAUGUAGAAACUCUUGAAUGGCGCGUGUUAAACAUGUAUGAUUCCUGUAUUUCCCUUGGAACCGUGGAAACCGAAGGAAAACGUCCUUUAAUCAAGUUAAUCAGCAAAUUAGGUGGAUGGAAUGUAUUAAAAGACUUUUUUAUACACAGCUGGGAUCACAAGAAAGCCCUGAAAACGCUUCACUCUAAAUACAAUGUACAGCCAUUUUUCAAGAUAGAUAUAGUACCAGAUCCACAAAAUCCUAUUGAGGGUAUAAUUCAGAUAUCUCCAGGUAAUUUGGGUCUACCUGACAAGAGUUACUACGAUCGGCAUUCAGAAGACAAAAUUGUUAUGGCAUACAAAACAUUUUUAAGAGACAUAGCGAUCACACUUGGUGCUACAAGUGACGAUGCAUCGUUUUUCAGCAACAAUAUGUUCGGUUUUGAAAAACGGCUCGCCGAACGUUUUCCAUCUAGGCUGCCUGAAAGGCAAGCGCAUUACAGGGCGACAAUAGGCAAACUUGAAGAUAUCGCACAAUCGGUGCCGAUAUUUGAUGUAUUAAUAUCGAUGUUUCCUGAAGCGAGACUAAAUAAAAAAUCAGAAGUUGUAGUCAUAGCCUCUGAUUACCUGGUAAAUGUUUCACUGAUAUUUGCCAGUACAGACAGAAGUUUAAUGAAUGACUUUAUGAUGCUGAAAUUUGCUGUUGGCUACCUUGCAUAUUUGUCUAAGCCAAUCAGAAAUAUUCUUAAGGAGUUUAAUCAACAGCUUUAUGGUAUAAAGGAGUUGAAACCUAGAUGGGAGAUGUGUGUUGAAACACUUCAAAAGUUUGUUGGAUUCGGUCUAGAGGCAAUGUUUGAAAAGUCUGAUCCUGAUGUUACAAAAAAAGUAACUGUUGUAAAUGAUAUAUUCCAACAAAUUAGAUCCACAAUAAAAGAAGCGAUUGAAAAUUCUAACAACUUGCCGGCCCAUAUUAAAGAUCAUUUCUUAGAUAAACUGAACAACAUUAAGAUCCAAGUUGGCUUAGAUCCAUCAAUGAGACAUAAAGACUACUACAAGGUCUAUUACUCCGAACUGGUCUCAGUGAAAGAUGAUUUCUUUCAAAAUGUUUUGUACGGGGUGAGCUUCUUGUUGAAAAAACAACAAGAACGCCUUUCCAACCUUGCAGAUGAACACAAGUGGGUGGAUGUAGUUUCAGAUGGUCAACUGAGAGUCACGUACAUACCAGAAAGUAACCAAGUAGUCGUACCCAUUGCAUUAUUAUCACCACCUUAUUUCCAUCCAUACUAUCCAAUGAAUAUUCUAUAUGGAGGACUGGGUACAGAAAUUGGACUUGCUAUAAUUUUAAGCAUUACCGGGCGUGGGUUGUUCCAUGCAGGGGAUGGAAUGAUGCUUCCUCCAGAUCACCCAUUGCACAACCGGACGCACGAAUGUUUUAUCCACCACCCCAGUGUCACGCCUCAUUUAGAAGCUAUUAAAUAUACCUAUAUGGCUCUGAGAAAUACUCUGGCAAGGAUGAAACAUGUUCACCAACCAGGGAUGGAAAAUUUAGAGGACAGCGAUAUUUUCUUUCUGUCUUAUGCUCAGUCUAUCUGCACAAUGAAAACUCAAGAACAAGCCGAUGUUGAUUUUAGAGCGCAACACAAAUUCGGUGACAUUCGCCUGUUAGACUUGCUGAUGACAAAAUCGAAGGAAUACUCCAAUACAUUUUCUUGUGAUAGAGUACUGCGGAGAGACAGUUGUGAUACUCUUAUUUGAUUGUGUGACUGCCCUUAUCCUACUACUGAAAUAAAAGUCCAUCCAAAAUGUCUUAACCCUUUUGAUUAUCUAUUUAUCUAAAAAUACCAUUUUUUCUUCAUUUUACAUUACUUUUUGUUGUGUAGUAUAUUUUGCUCUAUAUCCUUACUCUGAAUGAGUUUUUCACCAUUAUUUAAUUGUUAAAGUCAUGUGAUAAAAAUAUUUGUUUUUCUUCCUGUAGAUUUUUUAUAAAAUUUCAUUUUAAGGUUGUGUAAAUUUUAUUUUAGAUUUAAGCCUACUUUAUAUUUGGUAUAAUUAUGUUAAAAUUUAAAAAAAAAUCUCCAUUUAGGAUUACUUGCAGUUGGAUCAUCCAAGGAUUCCUUAUCCAAUUUUCAAGUGCCAUAAUCCUAAAAAUAUAUCUAUUAACUUAUUCUUGUAUAUUAUAAAAUAUUUAUAUGGAUUGAUGUUGUUUUAAAUAAAAUGUGAUUUAAUGAAUGUUCAGUUUCAGUAUCUAUAUUAAAAACAAUCUUUCUGGAUACUUGAGAUUAGUUUGUUUUUAGGCUUAGAAUGCUUCCUCUUUUCAAUUCUUUUUAUUUUAUAUUCCUACUUUUGCUUAAGUUGAAUUGCUUUUGGGUUGCUGUUCAUUUGACAACUGUGUUCCUCAUAAUUAUCAUGUUUCUAUAAACCAUGACUAUACAUAAAUAAAUAUAAAAUACUCUCUUUCCAUGACAUUUGUGUAGUGUUGACUGUUUUAAGAUUGUAAGAUAAACACUCUAAUAUAAUUGUGACCUUAAUAUUUUUAUCAAAUGUAUAAAUGUUUCCUCACUUUGAAUGUAUAUUUUGAAUAAUGUGGUUCAGAAUAAAAACGGAAAUAUAUGGAA